Molecule: messenger RNA, 1582 nt
Organism: Aphis gossypii (cotton aphid)
Lineage: Eukaryota; Metazoa; Arthropoda; Insecta; Hemiptera; Aphididae
Product: probable metabolite transport protein CsbC
Exons: 6
Coding region: 348-1580 (410 amino acids)
Biological process (GO): transmembrane transport
Cellular component (GO): membrane
Molecular function (GO): transmembrane transporter activity
Source: RefSeq, a predicted model, not a curated record
UUGGCUUAUAAGUAUAAUAAAUAUUUGUACCGGCUGUGAUGGAAAAAAAUAAAAAAUUUAGUUAAUAUAAUAAUUCAAAUUUUAAAACUGAUAUUUAAUUUAUUGUUUUAUAUUUACGUAUUAUUUAAUAUAAUAAUGAAAUUAAUUCCUUAAAAACAUUUGUUUUUAUUUCAUUACAUGUGUAUUAGUUUUUAUAAAAACAAUUAGGUAUGUCGGAAAGUAUUGUAAUACAAGAGGGCAUAGUACGACAGGUUAUUUAUACAAUUUUAGGUAAUCCGUAUGUACAAAAAUUAUAAGAUUUUUUGAUUGUAUAUGUUAAAGUUUCCUGCUGUUCUUUAACGAUCGGCAUGUGUUUGGAGUGGACGUGGCAUAAUGAUGAUGACAUCAAAACUGAAUGUAAUUGGUAUGCGACAAAAAAUAUGUUGAAAUCUAUCUUAUACGCGGGGGCAAUCAUCAGCGCUGGACCGGCUGCGCUCAUUGCAUCGAUGCAGGCGAAGCUUAGGGAGGUGUUAAUUAUCGGGAUAAUUUUAACACUCUGCGGAUCAAUUGUACUCAUGACGUGUUCGGCCAGCGCAAUGCUGACACUCAUUACCGGACGAAUACUGCACGGCAUGGGAGCUGGAAUAGUGUGCGUCGUCGUGCCCAAUUACGCAGCAGAAAUCACCGAGCCGAAGUACAGAGAUGUGCUAAUUGGCUUGCAUCAUAUACAUUUGUUAAGUGGUAUGAUUUUGUCACACAUCGCUGACGAAUAUUGCAUGUAUUCAUAUGUUAAUAUUGGAACUGUAGUUAUGGCAAUUUUAAACUUGAUAGCAUUAUGUUCUAUUGAAGACCCGCCAUAUUUUCAGCUGAUAUUUUAUGAAAAUCUGCGAAUGAGUGAAUCAGAUUGUCAAUGUAUUGAUGUAUCGAGCAAUAGUUGUCACGACAUUUUAAGAAAACGUGACAUCAACAAAAAAAUGUACCUAUUUUCGAUUUUUAAGAAAGAACAAUAUUUAUAUCCGUUGUUGAUUAAUAUGAUUUUAAUAAGUGUCCAACAAUUUUGCGGCAACAUUACCUUGAUGUAUAAAGUACAAUGCACAUACGGAGUAUUACCAUUAAGUAAAUUGAUAUCAACCAUGGCUGCUAUUUUAGUUCUCCAACUCAUUUCAUCAAUAUUUUGCUUACUAAGUCUUAGAAUUUUGGGAAAGAAAUAUAUAUUAAUCAUCUCAGGACUUGGCAUGGCAACCACUUUAUCCUUGAUAAAUGGCACAUACUAUAUGAAAGGUAUAGAUGCGAUAUGGUUACCUAAUUUAAUCGUUAUAUAUAUUAUUUUUUAUUCAAUUGGAUUUGGACCCAUGCCGUGGAUUUUGAUGCCUCAAAUAUGCCCCAAAAAAUCGAAAUUGUGGACAUCUGGCGUCUCUGUAAGUCUAUACGCUUUUUUGAAUUUAAUCAUUAAUCAACCGUUUAUCGAAAUUAUACGAUAUAUGAUAUACACGUUAAGUGGAGUGGAUAUUUUUCUAUUGAUUUUCACUAUUGUUAGUACUAUUGGUACAAUUUUUGCAUUUUUGUAUAUGCCAAAAAUAAAAGACCGUAUUCCGUCAUAAAA